Molecule: messenger RNA, 3225 nt
Organism: Ostrinia nubilalis (European corn borer)
Lineage: Eukaryota; Metazoa; Arthropoda; Insecta; Lepidoptera; Crambidae
Product: modifier of mdg4-like
Exons: 5
Coding region: 173-1315 (380 amino acids)
Biological process (GO): regulation of transcription by RNA polymerase II
Cellular component (GO): nucleus
Molecular function (GO): DNA binding; protein binding
Source: RefSeq, a predicted model, not a curated record
UACGUCGCGUUUGCGUCAUCAUACCGUGAACAGCGCUCAAACGGGGAGGACGUGGGAUGACAGUGUGCAGUGUGUAAUUAGAAGCAUCAUUAUAUUUUUUCAAAUGUUUCUAAUAUCGAAAUUAUAAAGUACAAAGUUAUUAGGUUAGGUUCCUCGUAGAGGCGCCGCCAUCAUGGCGUCGGACGAACAAUUUUCAUUAUGUUGGAACAAUUUCCACGCAAACAUGUCAGCAGGCUUUCAUGGCCUGCUGUCGCGUGGAGAUCUAGUAGAUGUAACGUUGGCUGCCGAAGGCAGGUUAUUACAAGCACACAAGCUCGUUUUAUCAGUAUGUUCUCCCUAUUUUCAAGAAAUGUUCAAAAUGAACCCAACUCAACAUCCCAUAGUAUUUUUAAAAGAUGUUAGUCAUUCUGCAUUAAGAGACUUAUUACAAUUUAUGUAUCAAGGUGAAGUUAAUGUUAAGCAAGAAGAAUUAGCGUCGUUUAUUAGUACCGCGGAACAACUUCAAGUGAAAGGUUUAACCGGAAAUCAAAAUGAAGAGAAUAGUUCCACACCAUCCAAACCAAAGCCGACGUCGAGGCCAGGCCCGAGGUCGUCACAACAAAGGCAAUCUGUUAUGACUAAGUUAGAGACUGAUUUAGAUUCUAAGCCCUCAUCAACUCCAGUAGCAAUUAAGCGACCAAAUAGGCCAUCAAUAGCAUCAAAUAAUUCGUCAUCUUCACAAAGUGGACCUGCGAAACGGAAAUGUGUAGACCCAUUAGAAGCCGGACCCUCUGGAUCAGCUAAAGAAGAAUUUGUAACGAUACCGGACGAAGAUGAAAACAACGCAGUGGCACCAAAAAUGGAACCCGAAUUUGUCAAUGAAAGCAUGUGGGAUGACGACGAAGAGGGUGCAAAUAACGAUGACACUACUUUCGGCGAAGAUGACUCUAAUAUGGAAAUGACUGGCUUUGAUGGUUCUGCAACUGGUGAUGGCAAUUUAACGGGGAGCGGCGAAGGAGGCGCUGUAGGUGAUGCACAAGUUACAGGUGCACCGAACCCACCUGAGACGCCACCAACUCUUGGGCUUCCAUUCCCGUUCCCGUGUUUCCCGGGGCAGUUCCGUUACUGCCUGAGCAAGCGUGGCAAGCCAGCGAUCGAGGUGGGUGCGCACCGGUUCUGCUUCAACGGGCGCGCGGCCAGCGGCAAGGUUUGGUGGCGCUGCUCCCGGAACCCUCGUUGCCGCGCCGCAGUGCACACCUUCGGCCUCCGCGUCGUACAAAUGAACAGCGCCCACACCUGCGGAGUGCGCGCCACCCCUCUCAGACCCAUGUUCUAACCACAACAGGCCAGCCUAGCAGCUGCGACUCGUAAGAGCUUUUCAGUAGAAAUUUGAGAUUUUGAGAAUCGAUCUGGUCAUUGAAGGCAUAAUGUAGAAAUUAGGAUGAGAUUAGGAAUGCAUUUCUUCUAAAUUUUAAGGCGAGUGACGGAAACGGACUUGCAAAUCGUAAUUUAAUUGGCGCGAUGUGUCAAUUUUUGACGUCAGCCGUUGGCCACCGGCGAGUAAAAUGUUGUUGGGUAUUGGCACAGACUUUUGAUCUCACCGCGAUGGUAUGGCGUGUUAAGCUGGAUUCAAGUUUAUUCUUUUCAUUGGAAUGUUAAUCUUGCUCUUGUGCCUUUAUGCCGGUGGACCACAAAUUUUCUAACAACUGAUACGCUUUUACCUUUUUGAACUAUACUCAUGAUGCGAUUUUGCAAACUUUAGUUUGCGCAUUUUAUCUUAUACAUUUAACGAUAUUCUCCAAAGAGAUUAUUAUGAAAAUAAUUCUAACUUACGUAGAAUUUGCGCUGUGUAAAGUAUACGAUUAUUUUAUAGGCUUUAGUAUAUCGGCCGCUUGCGCAUUUACGACUUGAGACUGUUUGAUAUUAUUAUAUUACCUAAGACGUUUAUUCGAGUCCUGCUUUUGGUAUAAUCAUUCUUAUGACAGGACGGUCCAUGCAAGAGAUGGCUCUACCAGUGUCUAGUUAGAGAUAUCGUGCCGUCUCUAUUUUAGGAGGCUGUAUAGCAAGGUAUAAUCUACAAUCGUUGUUAUAACUAAAGCCCGGUCCGUGAGCACGUAGAAUUUUGUCCAAUGACCCCUAGCUACCCAUCCUUAUCGCUCACGCAUAAUUAUAUUGCUGUCGAGACUGUGCGACUGGCACCCGCAGUGAGUGUGAGAUUUUUCUUUCUUUCUUUCAACGCAACAUAUAUACGCUAUCUGAGUGAAAUUCUUUAUGUGCUGAAAAAGUCGUUACCUACAUGAUGUACCUACUUAAUUAAACGUACCUAUUUGUGUACCUACAAUGGUUCUCUACUUACACAUGGGAAAUUUAAAACCAGCACAGCCUUCUGAAAUAGCAGUCGCGUGCCGAUGCAGUACCAGUACAAACCAUAGCUAUAGCUUUUAUUUUGAUCGCGCAGCUCGUCUCAAACCGAUCUUCCGCGCGCAGCGGCCCUAGUUGUAGUUGACUGUACAAAGUGAUAGUUCUCUUAUGAUAAUCCAAGUAUUUUUAUACAUUAUUUUUACAUUAUUUUUUUACGAUUUUAUUCGUGGAUUUGUACAUAAAGAUAAUGGUUGUUGAUGGAAGUGAACACUUCCAGAUGGUUGGUUUCGGUUGCAGCUAAAGGAAUGAUACGGUUAUGUUUGCCGAGGGAUGUUUACGGAGUCAUGUCAUGUAUACGAUUAGAAUGUAACAACUUGUUAAAGUAGGAACGUGCAUUUAUAUUGAUUAUAUUGAUCUAAUGAUAAUACUCAUUGUAUAUGUUGUAGUUAUAAGAUUUUUUUCUAUUUAGUGAGACCUUAUAUUUUUAUGUGUUAAGAUUAAGAUUAUAAAAAUUGUCUCAGUUAUAUUUUAUGUACUUAAUGAUUAUUUUGUAAUAGAUUUUAUUACGGCUUCGGCUGUAUUUCCUCAAAGAAGAUGAACAAUAAAGUUAACCGAUACGAAUAUUUUUACCACGUGAUUUACCAUGUAUACGAUCAUAAUGAAUCUAUGUUAACCUUUGGAGUAUUAUUUUAAAGUAUUAUUUUUUAUUGUGAUAAGAUUUUAUUAUUAUUAUUUUAGUCCAGAAAGUAUUAUGGAAUAGAGGUAGCUGUAAGCGGCAGUUGACGAUCGGAGGAUGUUUAUGCUGUGUAGUGAUACUGGUAGAUGGAGACGUGAUCUCCUGUGUAUAGGUACAAAGAAACGAUUAUAUUGCGCUGAUGUAUCAAA